UGCUUUGACGCCGCGAUCUCACGUGCGCUUUGGACCUCACGCUCUUUAUACGUUUGUCAUUUAUUUAAUUCCGUUUUUGCCGUGCUCUUCGUUUGAUGGUUCCAUUUUAUUUUCUUUCGUAUUCUUGCUCAGUUUUCAUGUCAUGUCCGCUGUUCGCUCAUAAUAUUCAAGUUUAUCAAUUUAUCUGUAUUUGCGGCAAUACGUCGUGUGUGCAUUUUGUGUUAUGUGCGUGUGUAGAAAGACGUAGAGAAGAAAAAUAAACGGCAGGCGAGGAAAAGUUUAACAAAUACUACAUCAUUUUGUAUUGCAUGUGCGAAUAAAUGCAAUGCAAUAAGUUGAAAAAGUGGAAAAUUAAAGUGAAAAUCGGUAGUUAAAUUUGCAUUGUAUUUUGCGAAAGGGCAAAGAAGAAAUUUGCACAUUAAGUUCGUACGUUCCAUAGAGUGUUGUUCGGCUCGGAUGGCCUCGGCUCACUCGUCGCGAGUUAGCGUUGCAAGAAAAAGCAAAAGCAUUGGUGUGUGCGCGUGUGAAUAAUGUGCUGAGCGUUGUUAUUCAGUGAGUUUUGGAACGCGGUUAAACUAAAUGCUGGAGGUGAGUUCCAAAAGCAAAGCAGAAAACGCAGCAUUGUUUGUGUUAAGGCACAAACGCUUUGAGCGGGAGCCUUUUCGCCGCUCAAUAUAAACGCAUAUCCACGUAUGUGCGUAAAGUGAGGAAUCACUCAGAAAAGAUUAAAGAACACACACAGUUUGCUAAUAUUGCCAGCAGUCUUUAGAGCUCUGAAAAAAUUGAAGCUUUAGCUGCGAAUAGCAAAAAUAUAAUGUCGACACGUAAAACGUCGGCAGCAACGACAACAGCGGCUGCAACAACGCCACAAGCUGCAACAUCAAGUGCAAAGUCGGAAAAUGCGACAGCAAAAGGAGCGUCGCCAACAACUACAACAGCAAAGACAAUAGCAGUGGCAUCCACAAAGACUACUUCAUCCACAACAAACACAAGUGCUGAGGAGAAAGCCGAAAUGGGGUCGAAUGCAUCCACUGUCACUUGUGUUGAUGUUGAAAUGAGUGAAGUGACAGAAUCAGUUAAUACAAACAAAGAAACAACAAAGACAGACAUUAAACGCGCCAGUAGCGAGCCAAAGCGUAUAACGAGAAAUUCUCCGUUACUACUGGCAUCUCCAACACCUUCUAGUGGCGCCAGAAAGGAGUCGCGUAGUAACGAAACUUGUGAUUCGGAAUUGACAAAUAGUGAGAGCGAAGACGGCGGUGGUGCUCCGCGACGAUCAUUGCCAAUAAAAGGGCGCAAAUCACUAAAAGAAUGUAGAGAGACCAAAAUAUCUGCCGAAAAGGAUAAAACGGAGACUGAUAAUGCGGCAGAAGUCAAUGAAUGUCAUAAGACGGGAAAGGAUGUCAAAGAGAAAGAAGUUAAGGGAUCUAAAGAAAUUAAAGAUUGUAAAAAGAAAGAAGAUGGUGAAACAGAUGAAAGCACGAAAGACAAUAGCCUGGCAAAUACACAUGUUAAUGAUAGCACUCAUAUUCAAGCAUCAGCAACAAACAGGCUAACUAGAAAGUCUGUGGCACAGGAAUUGGCGGCUAAUACCCGAGUAACUCGUAACCGCCAAUCGAACACAUAUCGUCCUGAAACUCCUCCAAACGCCACAACUUCUACAUCGACACGUCCUCGUCGUUCCACAGCCGGGAAGAAAAAUUCAUUUUCAUCGGGUGAGCCAGCUUCAAAACGUAAACGUGCCGAUGACGAAGGUCCUACAAGUGGAACUACAGAAUCCCAUGUUAUGAAAUCUAUCAAAAUUGAACCGAAAGAUGACUUCGAGGUUGCAGAGGAUGAGUUGCCUCCACCAAACCAUUCGACCGCCAGCAGUAGUAAUGAAACUGAGGCUUUGAAAAUAAAAUCAGAGCCUGUUGAAAGUGACGAAUCUGCAACAGAUGUGUGCAUAACAAGCUCCAGUGUGACGCGAAGUCGUAGCCGUUGGAGUGCACGCAAACCACAUCCAACAAGCCUGCAAAAUUCCCCAAGCACUCGUGCAACGCGGCACUCGAAAACCGCCUCGCCAUCGCCAACUCCUCUAAGCGGUAAUACAGUAACGGAAACGAAGCGCAAACGUAUCAACGCUCAAUCGAAUGCACUAACGCGUAGCUCAUCACUGACGCUUCUAAAGACUGCAGCAAUAACAGGCGUCACCAAUCCUGCCACCACACCACUUCAUGUACCUGACGACGACUCUAAAGAUAGCAUGGCAUCUUCAUCCAUAGAUGACUUGUUAACGGAUAUAAAGAUGGAAAAGUUGACACCCGAUUUGGCUGAUGAAAUAAAUUUGGACAAUGAGGUGGAUGAAAAACAUGUCGGCGCUAGCAGUGCCGUCGCUGUGCCACUCACAGUUGAAACGGAAAUGAGAAUAGAAUCAAAGGAUAUGAAUGUACCCAAUGCAAUUGAUGGCAUAAAGGAUGUUUUGCCAAAAGCACAGCCAAGCACGUCAUUGGCCACUACCAGUAAUUCCUCAGCAGCCAAUGAAGAAACUGUUAAGGCAGCUUCACUUAGUCCAGAAAUGGUGAGUGAAGGGGUGAGUGAAAUCAGUGUCAAACAAUUCUACAAAAAACCGAAAUUCUUGGAAAAUAAUUUGGGAAUUGAAGAAGAUCCAAAACUAGGGGAGAUUGUCCAAAAAGUGUCUACAGAGAAGGAAAAAGAGCAAACAAGCACAUAUGAAAAAGAUAUAAUUGAUGCAGUGGAUAGUGAUGGUACUUCAAUACCACCUAAGCACAAGGCAGCGAAUGAUGAGAGUGAUGCAAUAUCGAUUGAGAGCGAUGAAAUAAAAGAAGGUGAUUUACGAGUAGAUGAAACUCUUGAAGAUAAGAAAAAUUCAUUCACUGAAGAUGCCAAUAGCUUAAGCACAGAAAUUUUGUCACCACUAGUAAUCGAGGAAGAUGAUGAAGUGGAUGCUAUUGCCGAGGAUGUUAUAGAAAUAACGGAAUGUGCGGAAAGUGAAGCAUCCAAUGGCGACAAAGAAGGCACGAAAAAAGAUCUUGAAGACCUGAAAAACGUGGAGGAAAUAGAUGGCGAGGAUGAUGUCAUAAUGGAGGAAUGCGAGACAAUUUCAAUAGAUAAUCCCACAGUGCAUGAAAAUAUAGUGGACGAGACACACGUUGACGGAGAUUUAGAAAAUGACUCUGAUCAUUUGGAGAAUACAAUUGAUUUCGGGGUAUCAAAUGGGAAAGAUAAAAAAAUCAAAGAAAAGACUAAAACUGAAUGUGAUAGUAUACAAGCCAAGCUUACAGUUGAAAAUGAAAAUAAUAUUGAUACGAAAGAUGAACUCACUGAGGGUGAAAAGGAUGCAAAGGUAAAAUGCUUAGUUGAGGAGGAGAAAGUGAUAACAAAAUACUCAGAAGACAAGCCUCUCCAAAUGGACAUUGAUGGGGAUGAAUGCAUAGACCUAGCGGAGGCCAUGGAUACUGUUCAUUCAGAUGAGGAGGAUGAAACCAAAUUAUGUAUUGAUAUGCAGGAAGAAGACAGCCCAGCUGCUAAUAUGGAGAUUAUAGAAAACAUUGAAGACGAUGAGGUUGUUGCAAAAAUUGAUGCCGAGUUAAAAAAAUAUGACGAUUUAGAGAAGAGCAAAGUCCGAGAAAAAGUAGUACUUGCUAAUUCGGCUAACUCCGAAAAUAAUUUCGAACAUAAAGAAAUUAAGUUGCCCCUUCUUGGUGAUUUAAUUAUAUCAGAUUGUAUUCUGAAAGACGAAAAAGAAUCUAUUAGCACAACUGAGAGGCUCGAACAAAAUGAGAGCAACCCUGUUGAGAUAGCAUUGCUUGAAUCUGUAGAGGGUGUUGAAAUAAAGGAAUCAAACGAUACAGAUAAUACAGAAAAGGAGACGACACCAUUUUCUUCUACAGCAAAUUCGCCAGCUAAACCAUUAGUUGGUCAAAAGGAGGACGAUUCAACAUCCAUGAAGUCCGGCCAAUCGACCGACAGUAGCUCCUGGGUGACGCUUGAUUUGGAGCACGAUGAGGAGGCAUUGCGUCAAAAGGAGCAGCACUUGCAAAAUCUAGGACUUUUAACACAUAAGGCUGCCGAAAAGCAACGUCAAGAAUACAUAAAAAGCUCCGCAGCUGCAGAAGCUUCACGUGCCCAGCACCAAAACAGCAGCAGCACUGGAAGUAAACGCAAUGGCAAAUCGUCAAGCACUGCUGUAGCGCAGGAGUACACCGGUACGUUAAAAACAGUCAUUAAAAUAAAUCGCAAUACAAGCGGUGGAAGUCAUGCUUCGACCUCGGGGGCUAGUAAUGGCCGCAAAAGCAACGGUAAUGGCAGUCAACAUUCAACGGCUUGCGCUGGUACCUCAAAAGACGCGACAAAUGGCGGCACGGUGCGUAGACAAUCACUAAAAAUGACAUUCCAAAAGGGCCGGGGACGCGGUCAGGGACAUGCAGACCGCGCUGCUGAUCAGCACAGUAAUGUGGAGGAUGCCUAUUACACUAUACAAAACGAGAACGAAGGUGGGCUAAAAGCAGGCAACGCCGGUUCUACGGCGGAGCAUUCAAAUGUUCAAACGCAUGGUAGAAAAUCAUACAAUCGAUCUAACACUACUAGCCAUUCUACAAAUACCGCUACCAUUGACUCCUCACAUUCGGAGAGUUACGACGCAAUACAUCACCAUCCCAUAGCAAGUACUUCACACAAAAAGGACGAAAAAGAGGAAAUACUCAUACCUGAAAAGGCGUCGUCAUUCAAAUUUCACCCUGAACGCAUAUGCGAUGAUCAGUGUUUUUACUGUAGCGGCAAAUUUGGGCUUUAUGAUACUCCUUGCCAUGUAGGCCAAUUAAAAUCAGCAGAACGACAGCAAAAGAUACUUGCAAACGAAGAGAAAAUAACAGUCGAUAGCUGCUUGUGUGAUGCUUGUUUCCGACAUGUUGAUAGGCGUGCGAAUGUUCCAUCCUACAAAAAACGUGUGUCUGUAACAGGCGGUCUCGUUAAUCGCGCUGGCCCAUCAUCUUCAUUAAGUGUUAGGGAGAUUGGCGAUGCCCCAUUGGAAGUCGAUGAUGAUCCCCAGUUUCACAAGUGCUUAGUGCCAAACUGUGCCAAUCCAGCUGCACGUUCGCUGCGCCGCAAAUGCAUACGGAAAAGUGUGAAAAAAUUCCUGUUAAAAUUUGACAUGCCAACCGGUUCAACUUGCGUAUGGCUAUGUCAGACCCACUAUGGCACCGUUAUGCAGUGCACAGGAUGUGUGCUAUGCAAACGACGGCUAGGCAAAAACCACAUGUACCACAUAACAUCGGACACUGAUCGCCUCGAAAAAGCAUUGUCGAAGAUGGGCAUCCCGGUGAAGUUGGGCAUAGGCACCGCUGUCUGCAAAUUAUGCCGUUAUUUUGCAAAUUUACUAAUGAAGCCGCCAGAGACCAACAAGGAACAGAAGGAUGAGUUCGUAAGAAACUAUCGCAAACGCCUACUACAAUUCCACAAUAUUCACGAUGGAAGUAACGACGCUUCCGAAGCAGAUGAUGAAAGUCGCAAUGGCAACAAUUUUAUAGAUGACGCAGAAAAGCCACACUGUUCUAAGAGCAAAACGCAAAAAAAAUUGAACAAAACCGAUAGUAGCAUAGUACUUGAAGUGACGCCCGUAAAGAAUUUACCUUCACCAACUGCAGACUCCAACGGAUCUUCGAUUGAAUGUUUGGGCGAGACAACACCAAUGGAAGUCAGUGCUAGCGAGAAUAAUGAUUCUGAAAAACAGUCCCAACCAAAACCUCACCUAAUGAUUGCAAGCGAUGUUUUAGUAGACUAUGAUCCACCUACAACACUGUCCACCGAUUCAAAUUCGUCUAGUGCUCCGAUGUCUCCAACAAAUAGUGGAGCUCCUGAGAAACAACAAAUGUCUAAACUUAAGGCGAUCUUGCAAAGUAGCAGUGGCAGUUCCAGUGCCAGUGCGUCGGCCGUGAAAUCUUCAUCAUCCUCAACGGCUGGCACUGCUGCCAAUGAUAUAUCGAAUGUUCUGCGUGCCAAUCCCAACAUUUCUAUGCGUGAACUCUUUCCAGGCGAGGAGGAUCUCGGUUUGAAUUUCAAGGUGCCUUUUGGUAGCAGCACCAGCCAGCGUACACCUGAAGGUUGGACCAGAGUACAAACAUUUUUACAAUACGAUGAGGCAACACGACGCUUAUGGGAGGAGUUACAAAAGCCUUAUGGCAAUCAAAGUUCUUUCUUACGUCAUCUCAUACUAUUAGAAAAAUACUAUCGCAAUGGUGAUUUGGUGCUUUCACCCAACGCCUCAUCAAAUGCUAAUGUUUAUACACAAACGGUGCGACAACGUCUCACCUCAUAUGAUCAGGGUCACUGCGGUGGACUAGUCAGUGCCAAACCCAGUCCGCCAACUAGCAAGCGAAGCAGUACCGACAUUCCGACAGUAGAAAUCAAUGAAGAUGACGAGGAGCCAAAGCGCACUGGUUCGGCCCAAAAUAACGUCCAACAAAUGGAAGUAGAGGGCGUGGCACGAGAGUCUCCCAAUUCAAUUCGUGCAAAGCGCUCUCGCAGUGAUUCUGUGGACAAGCUCACCAAACAGUUGAGCUCUAAUGCUGUAACCAUAAUAGCGCGUCCAAAACCACACACUCAACCAGCGGGAGAUCCUUCUCCCCAGAAGUCACUAUUGAAGGACAAGUCUAUAGAUAACAGUGUAAUAGCUUCAACUACGCUCACUGUUUUGAGCGGUAACAACGCUAGCGGAGGUGGCAAUAAUACUAAUAACAGUAAUACAUCAAGCAAUAGCCGCAGCAUUUUGAAAACGAAUCUGCUCGGUAUGAAUAAGGCUGUUGAAAUCGUACCAAUAUCAGCUGCCAGUAGCUCAGGUGCUGGUGGCUCCAAUGCAGCGAAUACUUCCGGUAAAACACAAAGUGAGAGUAAACAUCAAAAAAUACUGGAUCUUGCAAAUAAGCUCUUGGACAAUCGAAUCGAAGCAGCGGCUGCUGCAGCAGCAGAGCAAACGAAAACUGGCACUGGCUCAUCAUUGCUAACAUCUCCACCGGAACUAGUAAGCUUACAGCGUCGUUCAGUUAGCGUUGCGAGCGGGAACUCCACUAAUACUGUUAGCACUAAUGCAGCGCCCUCAACUAGCAUUACAACUGUAUCAUCUCUCACAGCCAGUCUUAUAAACAACAAGCGUCCGCAGAGCGCUGCCAAAGGAGUAGGUGGCACCGGCGAAAAUAAUACAGCACCGCAUCGCGUGCCUCCACCAAAUGUGGUCCUAUUACCGGACACCCUCACAGUGCGAGAGCGACAGCAACGCAGUUGGCGUCCAACUUUGAUGCCUGUUGAGGAGAAUUUGCAUUUAAUUGACAAGGGAGGACCGCUUUAUCAAACUGCAGACGGGCGCCGGUUGCCAGCGCUGGUGCAAGUGCUGUCGGGUGGUAAGCCAUUCCUCAUCUCUAUUUUCGAUUACAAUCGGAUGUGUAUCCUGAGACGUGAAAAGUUGUUGCGCGAUCAGAUGUUAAAGACUGGCAAGAAUCCACACGACCCCAAGCAGCAGCACGCGCAGCAACAACAACAACAACAUCAGCAGCAGAAUGCAGGAAAAGUAGUGUCAGCGCCAAACCCACAAGCGGCGAACUUCAACAAGCACGUCGGCAAACAACAGCAGCAGCAGCAGCAGCAACAACAACAACAACAACGGCAGCAUCAAGUAGCUCAAGAAGAACUGUUUCAUUUGCAAAUGAUGCAAAUCCAAAAACAAGCUAUCUUAAAACCACCCGGUCGCUAUCCACCCAUCGCACCUAAAACCACAGCAACCAUUAGCCACAAUGGCGGUGGGGGUGGAGGCGUUAACGGACCUGCCACUUCUCAAGCGCCAGCUACGAACGUUAAUGUGCCAAUUUCGAGCAGUAGCGUUUUUUCCUCACCGAUGAUGCCAUUGCUCACCAAUGCAUUCUCAAAUCCGAAUUCAAACCCUCUUGCCGUCGCGGCUGCAGCAGCAGCGGCUACAGCUAAACUCAAUACCAAUGCUUGGAUCUGGAAUUUCCCUGAACCGAAUCAUAUGAUUAACGGCAACAUGGUAGCUGGCCAGGGUGCACCCAAACUGCCACAGCUGCUGCACAAAGGUCCGCCAGUCGGCAUCGGUGGUAAUAUUUCUGCAACGAUCACAUCGAAGCAGCAACAACAACAACAGCAGCAACACCAGCAAAUGCUUAUUAAUAAUACGUUGAUGUCGAAAAUUCCAAAGACUCUAACUGUAAUACCGCAGCACAAGCUAAUGGGCACCAGCGGCAACACGGCGUCUAAUAUAAGCCACAAGGAGUGAUGACGACUUAAUUGUUACGCGAGUGUGAAGGGUAGAAGAGAACGCAGACAGAGUAGACUGUACGGAGCAUGGCUGAGUAGUUGAGCAGUUAGUGAUUAGAUGAGGACGACGAGGAGAUAAACAUGUAAGAUUGCCUUUCGCCAAGAGCUUACACAUAAAUACAGGUAAACUUCCAGCUUUCGCUUCAGUGCAGAUCACAUAGCGAUCGUAUCGACUUAAGCGAAAGCAUAAGUAUGUAAAGAAACCAUUUUAGAUAGUUAAGUUGUUGCCAGUACCCUAAGCAUUCAACAGAGUAAAUAAGUGGACUAAAAACUAAGUAUUGUUAUUUGGCUGGUGCUUUUACAAACCUAAACCGAGUUCAGCAUUUAACGCCAUAUCAGUUAAAAAGAAAUGAGAUUAGCGUAUGCCAUGCAGAAGAUUUAAUUAUUUGCUGAUGGAAAGAUUUAAAGAAAAACAAAAUUUCGGCAUUUUUGCACGACAGUCUCAAAUAAAAUGUAAUCUUGGCCUAAGCAACAGUUGAUGAUUUUUUUGCUAUAACACCAUUUACACUGUUAUUUGCGAUGAUUGUAACAUUUCACAAAACUUGCUUCAGAGUUCCAUACUAUUUUUGUGUCUUUGACUUUUAUAACAAUUAACAGUUCCAUUUAAAGUAGAUUUAAAUAUAUGCUGCUAUGUGAGUGCAAUUGCAUAUUUUUCAUGCAUAAAAACACACAAACACAAAAUAGAUUAAAUGGUUUCAAGAAACACACUAUGCAACAUACACAUGCAACUCCUUUGGAUGAUAUGAAAUUAAACAUUGCAGACAAUCAUAGAAUUCAAGCGGUUAUGUGCUGAAUUGCAAAAUUUAAAAAAAUGCUGCCAAACAACGGUCGAUUGAUUUUCAGUUUCAGAACAUAGAACGACGUGAAAAAUCAGUUCAUCAUCAGAAAUAAAAUUAGAUUAGGAAGGAAACACCAAAUUAUUAUAAAACAUAUAAAUGAAUGCUAGCUGGUAUGGCUUGCUGUUGUGUGGUUGAGCUCGGCGAAAGUGAUGUGAUUGCACAGAAUGUAAAUAAAUAUGUUAAAGCGUUUGUUAAAACUACUACAACAAAUUAUAUAUAGAUCUGAUAAACAAUUGUUAAAUAUGUAGAGCUCAAACAACUGCACAUUUUUACGUAAAGGCGGUAACAGACCAGACUCUGUGCUUAGUUAAUGUGUAAACGCGCAUAUUAUCACACUUUAUCACUACGUGAAUUAUUCUUUCAUAAUAGCAGAUAUUUUGCCGCAAUGUUUUAAAAAGUAUGUUGGCGGUUAUUUAUCAGGGAGAAUUUUAUGCAUAAUAAUUAUUACAUGUUUCACCAUCCCAACUCUGCAAUCUCAGCGCGGAAAAUGUAAAGUAAGUAAAAAACAAAAAUGAUUUACUUGCAUACAAACGCCCACACAUUACAUUGCAAAACGUAUAUAAAACAAGAAAACACAUCUACAUAUAUAAAAAAUAUCAAAAAAAAAAUUUUAGUUAUAGAUCUAUAUUUAUUAAUAAAUAAACUAAAAAUGAAAAAAAAAUAGGAUUAAAACGUAUUUUAGUAUAGCAGCGGAUGAAAAAAUACCGCAUCCUUUUUAGGCAAUAAUAACAAUAACAAAGUAAUAUAGUAGUAUGUAAAAGCAAAGCGUACAGCGCAUGAAAUGAAAUCUAACCUCAAAAUUGCCCUUACAAAAUUAAAACCUUAGAUUAGUGAAUAAAAAGCAUCAAAACAAAUCAACAAAACUUUUAUGAAAAUUUAAGGAAAACAGUGCCUAAAAUAAAAUACAGACAAAAUGAAACCGAAACAACAAGCGAAAUUCUGCAGGAAUUAAAGUUUAAAUUUAUUGUAUGAUACAAUAUACAUAUGUAUUUAUAUUUAUGUUCAUAAACAUUUAAAAUGGUUUAAAGCAAGACUCUAAGCACAACAAAAACGUUGGCUGGAGUGUUACCAAUGUGAAACUGAACUUCACGUUGAAUUAAUAUUUUCAUUUAUUCAAAUUGAUUAUAUAAAAAAAAAACAUUGUUGUUAAUUAUAUACACAUAUACAUAUACAUAUAUAUAUUCAUAAUCAUUCAGACAAAAACACUCAUAAAUAUAUUUACAUAAAAAAUCAGGCAUUUACUAUUGUACAAUGCGAGCAAAUGUAUAGAAAGUGAGUAAAAUGAAUGGAGAAUUGCAUUAAUCAUUACUUAUAUGCUUAUACUUUAAUUAUACGAUUGGAUUACUUGUUAAUUUAGCUUAAGCUAAACUACCACAUAAUUAGGUAUGUAUAUCUUAGCGAUAAGUUCCAUACUAAAUUAUUUAAUUUGACUUUGUUUAAUUUAAUCAUGCAUUAAUCAAAUGAUUACUUACAUUUCAAAUAUUAUAAAAUAUUAUAGCACUAGCUGAAAAGUCUUUAGUUUACUUCAAGCAUUAAAAUGUCAAAAAGAACUUAGUAUUGGCAUAAAUAAAAAGUUUAAGAUUCCUAUUGCAUUGAUUUUCUGCUGCAUACAAUUACUCUAUGUAAUUACGGACAUAAAUAUGGUAUAUACUAUACACGCAUACAAACAUAUAUGAAUGCUUAAGCUGCGUAAUGUAAUCACUUACAAAUAUCGCGCACUCUAUUAUCAAAUUUGUUUAUGCCUGUAGUAUAAUUAUAAUUUUAAAGAAAUAUCAUUUCCAUGCUUUUACUUAAGUUUCAAAGGCAAUUACAUAAUCUGGAAAUGUAAUAAAAAGAUACAUAUAUAAAAUACAUGAACUCUUA
Anastrepha obliqua is the source of this 11024-nucleotide messenger RNA. RefSeq lists its product as uncharacterized. The transcript has 8 exons. The record is from RefSeq and is a predicted model, not a curated record. Lineage: Eukaryota; Metazoa; Arthropoda; Insecta; Diptera; Tephritidae. The coding region runs from base 815 to 8281 and encodes 2488 amino acids.